Ostrinia nubilalis (European corn borer) is the source of this 684-nucleotide messenger RNA. RefSeq names its product keratin, type II cytoskeletal 2 epidermal-like. The coding region runs from base 43 to 534 and encodes 163 amino acids. The record is from RefSeq and is a predicted model, not a curated record. NCBI's taxonomy places the organism in Eukaryota, Metazoa, Arthropoda, Insecta, Lepidoptera, Crambidae. The transcript is spliced from 2 exons.
CGACUGUUGACGUACCCACAGAGGCGCAUAUAAAUAGUCAAUAUGAUACGUUUGUCGGCAUUGUUCACUGAUAGCAAAGAAUCGAAUAACAUAAUGAUGAAGGCGUUAGUGUGUGCAGGACUCGUUGUCCUGGUGAUCCUCAGUCUGUUUGGAGUUGAUGGAGCUACCAGAGUAGCCCGAUCACCUCAGUUUGGAGGGUUCAGUCAAUCCCAGGCCCAGGCCUCAGCUGGCGCCUUCGGAGGCGGUGGAGGCUACGGCCCAGGCUACGGUGGAUACGGUGGUUUCGGCGGUCAGAAUUACCGGCGCUUUGGAGGCGGCCCCGGUUUCGGUGGCCCAGGAUUCGGUGGUCCUGGAUUUGGCAGCUAUGGUGGACGCCCUGGCUUCGGUGGCUCUGGAUUCGGUGGCGGUUUUGGUGGCCGCGGGAUCGGUGGCGCUCCAUCCAUCAGCAUUUCGAAGAGCAUAAGCAUCGGUGGUGGGGGAUCAGGCGCUGCGCAGUCGCAAGCAAGUUCAAGUGCCGGUGGAUUUGGGAAGUGAACAAUGUGAUAAUUACCUAGCUGUAUAAGUACUUUGUUGUGAAGAGACUGAUCGCCUGUUUUUUUAGGAACCACUAAAUAUGCAGUGAAUGUUUAAAUAAUCUAGUUGAUAAUAUUGCACUAGAGAAAUAAUAAAUACAUGAUAUAAAAA